ACCUCACUGCCAACAUCACCCCUCCAACCCCUCAACACCACUACAUACCACCUCACACACCGCCAUCAUGGGUUUCCUCGACUUUGUGAACGACACUGCCUACUCCCUGCUUGACAGCUGGGUUUCCACUAGGAGCUACAUCGUUGGCUACGGUCCAUCUCAGGCCGAUGUCAAGACCUACCAGGCUCUCAAGUCCGCACCCGACGCCGACAAGUACCCCCACGCCGCACGAUGGUACAAGCACACCGCCACCUUUGAGUCCGAGUUCGCCUCGCUCCCAGGUGACCCAAGCAAGGCACACACCGCAUACGGCCCAGAGUCUCACGAGCUCACCGUGAACCCCGCCAAGGCACCGGCAAAGGCUGAGGAGGAGGACGACGAUGAUGUCGACCUUUUCGGAUCCGACGAUGAGGAGGAGGAUGCUGAGGCUGCCCGUAUUCGUGACGAGCGAUUGGCUGAGUACAAGAAGAAGAAGGAGGGCAAGACCAAGCCUGCUGCCAAGUCUAUUGUCACACUCGACGUGAAGCCGUGGGACGACGAGACCGACAUGAAGGAGCUCGAGGCUGCUGUUCGUGCUAUUGAACAAGAGGGUCUGGUCUGGGGUGGCUCCAAGUUGGUGGCCGUCGGUUUCGGUAUCAAGAAGCUCCAGAUCAACUUGGUUGUCGAGGACGAGAAGGUUUCGCUUGAUGAGCUCCAGGAGAAGAUCCAGGACCUCGAGGACUACGUCCAGUCUUCCGACGUUGCUGCUAUGCAGAAGUUGUAGACGUACCAAGUGUUGGAGCGUUUGUUAAUGUCGAAAAAAGUUUGGGCUGAUCAUGAGACUGAUUCGUCUACAUUAUCAGUCGGAGCACCGAGAAGGUCUGCACGGCUUGAUGGCAUGAUGAUGUGUUUAUGAAGCAUAAGAUAGAGAUACCAAAAGCACAAGUCGCAGCCA
This is a messenger RNA of Zymoseptoria tritici IPO323, 934 nucleotides long. RefSeq names its product translation elongation factor 1 subunit beta. Gene Ontology annotation, cellular component: eukaryotic translation elongation factor 1 complex; cytosol. NCBI's taxonomy places the organism in Eukaryota, Fungi, Ascomycota, Dothideomycetes, Mycosphaerellales, Mycosphaerellaceae. Gene Ontology annotation, biological process: translational elongation. The transcript has 4 exons. Gene Ontology annotation, molecular function: translation elongation factor activity; guanyl-nucleotide exchange factor activity. The coding region runs from base 68 to 763 and encodes 231 amino acids. The record is from RefSeq and is a predicted model, not a curated record.